AUGCGACCGACGAGUGAUCCAUUGAAGGUCUUCAUGGAAGACAUUGAGAAAACCGAGACACUUUCUGGUAAAUGUGUUAAACUACAAGCAUAUCUUCACUCUCUCAAGGUGGAUAUGAGUAAGAUGAAGGAUCUCGACGUUCCAAUUUCCAAACAAAUCUUGGAACAUGUUAUCAAGACUCUUGAAGUGGAAUAUGAUAAAGUCUUAGGGAUGAUAAAGGAUAUACUGAAUCAAACAGGAAUUACCGAUGUAAGGGUUUUGCCGGAAGAGAUGAUAAGAGUUUUUCAGGAUCUGAGUCUCGCCCCAACUAACAAUGUGCUACAAGAACCACAUAUGCAAACGGAACAAGGACUAGGGCAACAUGUAUCACUGCCAAUGCAAAUGCAACCAGGAUCACUGCCAACGCAAAUGCAUCCAGGAUGGCAACAAUUGUCACCGCCAAUGCAAGUGCAACAAGGAUCACUGCCAACGCAAAUGCAACAUGGAUCACUGUCAACACAAAUGCAACAAGGAUUAGGGCUACAUGGAUCAGUGCCAACGCAAACGCAACAAGGAUUAGGGCAACAAAGUUCAUUGCAAAUGCAAAUGCAAUGGCAAUUCCAAAGUCAAUUGAUACAGCAACAAAAUGCAUUGCAAAGGCGUAUGCAAAUACAAAGUCAAUUGGCAACAAAGAAUGCUGCAAGACAGGCGCAACAAGGAUUAGGGCAACAAGGUUUAGGACAACGUCCGUUCUAG
This is a messenger RNA of Microthlaspi erraticum, 735 nucleotides long. NCBI's taxonomy places the organism in Eukaryota, Viridiplantae, Streptophyta, Magnoliopsida, Brassicales, Brassicaceae. The record is from the annotation of a GenBank genome assembly.